CUCACCGCCAGUACUCCGUAGUACGCAUUGUUUUUUUCCAGAAAUAUCCAUAUUCCAAAGCCAGAACUCUCAUCAUAAAUUACAGCCACCGUACCCCACUUUACCAGCUGCUUCUCCAAGGCUGCUGCAUCUUCAGGCAGGAGUUUGCUCCAAGCUCACCCUACCUCCGACGAACCCCUCCAAGGAAGCCUCUUACCCCGCCAUAUAUUCUGCCAACCUAUUCUUUCUUGCUACGCCGUCUCGUAUCUACGGCCUUCUCUAGACCCUACUGAGUCUUCAUCUAGACCUCGCUUGCUUGAAUCGUCUAUUGAAGGCCGAGGAGCGCAGCGUACAGUACUGUCAACUUCUGGAGCGGAAUGUCUGUUUCCAUACAAGAGUUGGACAACACAGUCCGGGCCUUCUAUGAGGGCAAGGGAGAUCUGCAAAAGCAAGCUCAGCAGACCCUGACGGAGUUCAAGCAAAAUCCGGAUGCUUGGUUAAUUGUGGGAAAUAUUCUCCAAGAAUCAACAUACCCACAGACAAAAUAUCUUGCUCUCCAGGUCCUUGACGAUGUGAUUAUGACGCGAUGGAAGGUCUUACCCAGGGAGCAAUGCCUAGGUAUUCGGAAUUUUAUUGUCAACUUCAUCAUCGAAAACUCGAAAUCGGAGGACAAGCUAAGGAGUGAGCGAGCCUUCCUUAAUAAGCUCAACCUGGUUCUCGUUUCCAUCCUGAAACAAGAGUGGCCACAUAACUGGCCAACUUUUAUCAACGAAAUCAUCUCGUCUUGCCAUACCAGCCUGUCCAUCUGCGAGAAUAACAUGGCGAUUCUUCGUCUACUAUCCGAAGAAGUGUUUGACUUUUCCCAGGAUCAAAUGACUUCGGUCAAAGCGAGAAACUUGAAGACCUCAAUGACGCAGGAGUUCUCGUCCAUUUUCCAGCUAUGUUCCGAGGUCUUGAACACGGCGAACCAGCCAAGUCUUGUCAAAGCUACGCUAGAGACUCUGCUUCGUUUCUUGAACUGGAUUCCUUUAGGAUAUAUCUUCGAAACUCCCAUCAUAAACACCCUGCUGACGCGGUUUCUGGAUGUUCCUGAGUUCAGAAAUGUCACACUCAAGUGCCUCACUGAAAUCGGCGGGUUACAAAUCGGCAACCCGUACAAUUACGAUGAAAGGCUGGUCCAUAUGUUCACAGAGACGCUGACUGCAGUUUCAAGAAUCAUCCCCUUGUCCAUGGAUUUGAAACAGACCUAUGCUAAGAGCAACUCGAGGGACCAAGAGUUCGUUCUCAACCUGGCACUGUUUCUUUCUAGCUUUUUUAGCGCUCAUCUGAAUCUGAUCGAAAAAUUGCCCAACCGUGACUACCUCACCCACGCCCAUUUCUACCUCAUUCGUAUCAGUCAAAUCGACGACAGGGAAGUCUUCAAGAUCUGCCUGGAAUAUUGGACGAGACUAGUGCAAGAACUGUACGAAGAGAUGCAGCAGCUUCCAAUCACAGAUAUCAAUCCUCUGGUGAGUAUGGGUGUUAGCGGCCUGUCGAACGGAGGUGCACCGCAUCCCAGCACGUUGGCCAACUAUCCUCUCCGGAAACACAAGUACGAGGAGGUUUUAUCAAGCCUUCGCACAGUCAUGAUUGAGAAGAUGGUGCGUCCUGAGGAAGUCUUGAUUGUUGAAAAUGACGAAGGCGAAAUUGUUCGCGAAUUCGUUAAGGAAAGUGACACCAUUCAACUUUACAAGACGAUACGCGAAUGCCUGGUCUAUCUGACUCAUCUGGAUGUCGUCGACACAGAGAAUAUCAUGAUUGAAAAGUUAGCCAAGCAGGUUGACGGGUCCGAAUGGUCCUGGGCCAAUUGUAAUACUCUCUGCUGGGCCAUUGGCUCAAUUUCCGGAGCCAUGAAUGAAGAGACCGAGAAGCGAUUCCUGGUCAACGUCAUCAAAGAUCUCCUUGGUCUUACCGAAAUGAAGCGUGGAAAGGACAACAAAGCCGUCGUGGCCAGUAAUAUCAUGUACAUUGUCGGACAGUAUCCGAGAUUCCUGAAAGCGCACUGGAAAUUCUUGAAGACCGUGGUGAACAAGCUUUUCGAGUUCAUGCAUGAGACUCAUGAAGGUGUUCAGGACAUGGCUUGCGAUACAUUCAUCAAGAUUGCGAAUAAAUGCAGGCGGCAUUUUGUUGCGCUUCAACCGGGGGAGAACGAACCAUUCAUUGAGGAAAUCGUUCGCAAUAUGAGGAAAAUUACUUGUGAUCUUUCUCCUCAGCAGGUCCACACUUUCUACGAAGCCUGUGGCUACAUGAUCUCGGCACAAGGCCAAAAGGGCCUCCAGGACCGACUGAUUGAAAAUUUGAUGUCCCUGCCUAACUCAGCCUGGGAUGCCAUCAUAGUGCAGGCAAACCAGAACCCCGCUAUACUUCAAGAUGGCGAGACGAUAAAAAUCAUCGGAAAUAUUAUGAAGACGAAUGUCGCAGCAUGUUCCUCUGUGGGCACUUACUUCUAUUCCCAGCUUGGACGGAUUUAUCAUGACAUGCUCAAUAUGUUCCGUGCCUCCAGCCAGCUUAUCAGUGACGCUGUAGCGCAUGAUGGCAAUAUUGCAACGAAGACCCCGAAAGUCCGGGGUCUAAGGACGAUCAAGAAGGAAAUACUGAAGCUCAUCGAUACCUAUGUGCAGAAAGCCGACGACCUGGAAAUGGUAAAUGCAAACAUGGUCCCUCCGCUCCUGGAGGCCGUUCUCGUCGACUACAAUCGCAAUGUCCCUGACGCGCGUGAGGCGGAGGUCUUGAACGUCAUGACGACGAUUAUUCACAAGUUACACAAUCUGAUGGAAGACAAAGUCCCCUUGAUAAUGGAGAGCGUCUUUGAAUGCACACUAGGAAUGAUCAACAAAGACUUCCAUGACUAUCCAGAGCACCGUGUCCAGUUCUUCAAGUUGAUUCAAGCUAUCAACUUGUACUGUUUCCCGGCAUUGCUCAAGCUCGAUGCUACGCAAUUCAAGUUUGUCAUCGACUCUUGCAUGUGGGCCAGCAAACACGACAAUCGUGAAGUCGAGAAUACAGGUCUCACAAUGUGCCUUGAGCUCAUGAACAACAUGGCCGACACUGAUGCUCAGACCUCAAAUAUUUUCUUCCAACAGUUUUACAUUCCUAUCUUGCAGGAUGUAUUCUUUGUCCUGACAGACAGUGAUCAUAAAGCCGGGUUCAAAUCACAGGCCAUGUUAUUGUCGCGCAUGUUCUACUUCAUUGAGUCUGGCAAAGUGCAAAACCCGAUUUAUUCUCCUGAGCAGGCACCCUUAGGGACAUCCAACAAGGAUUUCUUGCAGGAAUAUGUCGCGAAUCUCCUACAAACUGCUUUCAAGAAUCUCCAGGAAAUCCAAAUCAAACAAUUUGUUGUUGGCUUGUUUGCAUUCAAUGACGACUUUAACAAGUUCAAGACGCACCUGCGUGAUUUCUUGAUAUCACUGAAGGAGUUCUCCGGUGAUAACGCAGACUUGUAUGCGGAAGAAAGGGAGCAAGCCUUGCGGGAUGCUAAAGCCGCUGAACGAGACCGAGCAAUGAGGGUAGGUGGUCUUUUGAAGCCAUCCGAAAUGGAUCAAGAGGAUGAGCUAUGACUGGACAAGGAACUGCGUUCCGAAGUUGCGCUAUCAACUGCCGAUACCACAGCGCAUGACAAUGAUCCCAGGUCUUUAUCGGCAAGUGACUGGUUUGAUGGCUGGUCAUGUUAUGGACUCUAAGUUUGAACUAAUUGCCAUUUAACGAACAAGAAAUUAUCAGUGCGUAUUGGGUUUCUUCCAUCAUAUGGUCCUCAUGUAAAGUCAGUCUUGGUGCUUCCAGAGCGCAGCGCGAUAUUCGUCCGCUCCUUCCUUCGUGCCUUCCCUCAACAAUCAAUUUGCAGUGACAACAUAUUUGAAUCUUUCCACCCAACGGAAUAAAAAAAAGAGAGAGAAAGAAAGAAAGAAAAGAUAAGAAAAGACCAGUGGCCUGUUUAAAGGUAGCCAGGCGCUGCGGUGACAAGGUCGUAGAAAUUCCAAAAGGG
This is a messenger RNA of Aspergillus neoniger CBS 115656, 4000 nucleotides long. RefSeq names its product exportin CRM1. Gene Ontology annotation, biological process: ribosomal large subunit export from nucleus; ribosomal small subunit export from nucleus; protein export from nucleus. The coding region runs from base 357 to 3575 and encodes 1072 amino acids. NCBI's taxonomy places the organism in Eukaryota, Fungi, Ascomycota, Eurotiomycetes, Eurotiales, Aspergillaceae. Gene Ontology annotation, molecular function: nuclear export signal receptor activity; small GTPase binding. The record is from RefSeq and is a predicted model, not a curated record. The transcript is spliced from 11 exons. Gene Ontology annotation, cellular component: cytoplasm; nucleus.